Alternaria metachromatica is the source of this 2196-nucleotide messenger RNA. RefSeq lists its product as uncharacterized. NCBI's taxonomy places the organism in Eukaryota, Fungi, Ascomycota, Dothideomycetes, Pleosporales, Pleosporaceae. The transcript has 5 exons. The coding region runs from base 1 to 2196 and encodes 731 amino acids. The record is from RefSeq and is a predicted model, not a curated record.
AUGGCGCGUCGAUCAGCUCGUCUGCUCAAGCGCGAGACUACGCCCUCCGAAGAUAGUUGGCACACUGCCUCGUCGCCCAACUUGGGCCUUCCAGAUCUUCCAGAAUUGCCAGAGCCUGUUAUGGCGCGGAAGACGCCCUCGAACGCCUCUGCAGGUCCCAAGGCCCAGUCCAAGUUACCGCAAGCGGCCGCGACACCCACACCUCAUAAGAGCAAAUCAACCAAGUCGCUCAUUGAUGACGCCAAGAGCCAAACACCGAAAGAUCGCACUCCGAUCAAGCCGGCAGGACAGGAGAUGCAUCCAGCGCAUCACCACGCGAGCACAGCCAAGAUCCUGGAUGAGGCGCGCUGGCUCGGUUUUCAGUCACUGGGUACCGCGCCAUCCAAAGCGACCGGCCUGGUGGGUCAGGCAACGCCCUCGAAGACUCCUGUAGCUGCCUCCUCGAUGGCCAAUGUAGGGUCAUCGCCUAACUUCCGUUUCCGCUUCAAGUCGCCUUUCUCGAAACAAGACGAAGCCACGCUGAGCCCAAGCUCGCGCAACAUCCUGAAAGACGCUGGGAUCGCAGGCACUCCUGGUGGUGGCAGCCGUGCUCUGUUCGGCACGAGCGAGUGGUCCUCCAAGGUCGACGUGUCUCCCCAGCGCAAGAUGGCCGAAGCCAAGGGCAAGAUGGCUCGCUUCAGCGACGUACACAUGAAGCAGUUCAAGAACAUGGACUCCAUCGCGAACCACCCGUCAGCUUUCCGCGCCGACCCGACACGAUUCAAGCCCGUCGUGGGCCAGUCGAUCAAGAAGUCGCCCUCGAAACCAGAGCUCGCGAACACGGAGACGAACAAACUCAAGCGUACACAGUCGAAGGCAGAUCUGGCGGAGCCGAGCUCGAGUGCCGCUGGAGGUCUAAAGCGCACACAGUCGAAGAUGGACCUCGCAGGAUCCGGAAGCAAGAUUCCCCCAACCCCGUUGAAGCGCACUCAAUCCAAGAUGGACCUCACCGGAUCUGCCCUGCCACGCUCCCAGCCACCAGCUCGCAUGGCUCCUCCUACACGCGAUGGACGACCGGCCUCCCGCGACGGCGACGGUGACCGUAACCCGGUAGCUAAGCGUGUCAAGCGCACCGAAUCUGACGAUGCUGCCACCACCCGCCCUGCGUCUCGCGAAAAGGUGCCCGAUGUCCCAGCCCGCGCAGCUGCUACUCCGGCCCGUAAGAAGACAUCUCAAACUGCACUCCCUCGUCUAGCUGCGCGAUUGAUGACGCCUACGAAGUCGUCUAUCGCGCGUUCACAGAGCGUCAAGACUCUGAAGACGACAUCGAUGAUUCCAACUCUAGGCAAGUCGCCUUCCACGAACAACCUGGGAGCUUCGCCGUCUGUCAAUCGUAGCUUCGAGUCGUCCUCUGCCCGUAAUACCUUCUCUCCUCCUAGCAACAUUGGCCAUCUGCAGACUUUGAGGGACAAUGCACGCGAGAGCAUGCGCAAGGCAAGCAGCAACUUGCAGCGCGUCCGAUCAAUUCUUCGCACGCCAAACCGCAAAUUCUCGGACGAUCCUAGCAAAAUCGCGGCAGGCACUCACAUGUCACCUCCAACCAUGAGCCUCGACAAAGCACCGUCCCUGGUCCCUGCUACAGCUCCUGUGAAGAAGCAAGUCAACUUCAGCAGUAGUACUUUGGAGCGCGCGUCGCACGACGAGCUGGGCAAAUCACCCUCCCCGAUGAAGUUCAGGGCAGGCAGUGAAGUGCCUGCUGGUGCUGUGAUCUAUCCUACUCUCGGCUCAGGAGCACACAAUGGCCCAGAUCUUUCUCAAGAGAUUGAAACUCUGACCGCUUCUCCAUCUCGUCGCCUCACAUUCGGUGGCGAAGCUCCUAAUCAUCCACGUUCCUUUUCCUUCGAGUCCGGCAACACUGUCAGCUUUGGCCCUGUAUCGACUGGCACGAUCCGCAUGGUACGUCCGAGCGAUGCAUCUUCUCUUGUCGACGGCACAAAGCGCAAGCUGGAGACCCUCCAGGAGACAUCCGACAAGGAGAACGAUGGACCUAAUGACGACGACACGCGCUCCAACAAGAAGAUGAAGCGGACACCUGCACCCGCUCCAAAGGCCCCUGCCAGCGCAAGCAAGCCAGCUCGCCACACCCCAGGACGUGCGGGUGCUAUCAGCAAGUCAAGGCUCGCCUUCCUUGCUACGCCUAAACGAAGCAGGGCGUAA